AUGUUAUUUACAGAUUACAUGCUUUCAUUAUGUAGAAUUGAAAGUAUAGUUUUAAUCACCCUAACAUUUUUAUACGAUGUAAAAGCGAAUUAUUGUGCCUUUGGUACGUGCAAUGAAGACGAAUAUUGCUGUGGAGAGAAUAUUUGUUGCAGAAAAUCGUCAGACAUUUGGUAUCUAUGGGUCUUAGGAGCUGUUGCAUUUCUAGUGUUAUUCGUUUUUUACGUGUGGAUUAAAUUCAGAAAAAAUCGCCACAUUAAUUACAGCAAUCAGUAUCACCCUUUGUUCACAAACGAACCAGAAAUGGAAAUGCCUAUAUCUUAA
Molecule: messenger RNA, 321 nt
Organism: Phyllotreta striolata
Lineage: Eukaryota; Metazoa; Arthropoda; Insecta; Coleoptera; Chrysomelidae
Source: the annotation of a GenBank genome assembly